Sipha flava (yellow sugarcane aphid) is the source of this 531-nucleotide messenger RNA. Its product is annotated as elongation of very long chain fatty acids protein AAEL008004-like. NCBI's taxonomy places the organism in Eukaryota, Metazoa, Arthropoda, Insecta, Hemiptera, Aphididae. The record is from RefSeq and is a predicted model, not a curated record. Gene Ontology annotation, cellular component: endoplasmic reticulum membrane. Gene Ontology annotation, biological process: fatty acid elongation, saturated fatty acid; very long-chain fatty acid biosynthetic process; sphingolipid biosynthetic process. Gene Ontology annotation, molecular function: fatty acid elongase activity.
GACCGAAACUCGCGUGUGGACAACGACUCGUGGUAAUCGUUCGGGAACGCGCGAGACCGAACUACUCUGAUCGUGCGUGUUCGUGUUCAAAAAGUGUGCCAUCGAAGUCUUGACGGGCAUUGCGAAUCGUAAUAUUAUUCUUUCGGCCAUCUUCUUCAAGAUCAAUUGGUUUCAAAUAUAUGUGAUAUACCAUUAAAGCCGCUAAAAUGUGGAACUCUAUCACAGAGAACUAUAACAUCAUAAUGAACGAAUAUAGCGACAAAAGGGUUAAAGACUGGUUCCUGAUGAGUAGUCCAUUACCUACGAUAACUAUAUGUCUAUCAUAUGCUUUUAUAGUAAAAAUAUUGGGACCCUGGCUGAUGAGAAACCGUAAACCCUUCCAGCUACGAAAAACUUUAAUCUAUUACAAUUUAUUUCAAGUUCUGUUCUCUACGUGGAUCUUCUACGAAGCAUGGGCUUCUGCAUGGGGCAAUGGUUACAGUUUACGGUGUGAACCCGUAGAUUACUCAAUGAGUCCAUCUGCUAUGAGGG